This is a messenger RNA of Dermacentor silvarum, 648 nucleotides long. RefSeq lists its product as uncharacterized. The record is from RefSeq and is a predicted model, not a curated record. Bases 1 to 648 code for a protein of 215 amino acids. The transcript is spliced from 3 exons. Lineage: Eukaryota; Metazoa; Arthropoda; Arachnida; Ixodida; Ixodidae.
AUGUUACUCUAUGGUGAAAGCGCGGCAGUGGCUUUCUCAACGACCGUGGACGAUGACAGCGCAAGAAUUACCAUCGCCAUCAUUAUCAUUCAGGAGGCUGCCAGCGGAGGGAGUGCAUUUGUGUUGCCAGGUUGUGAUCGCUGCCUUGAAUUCCAGCCCCCGCGUCUUGCAAAACGACGCCGAUGGCAGCCGCAGAAGCCACUGACAGGGACUUCGCGGCCCCGCCGCCACAUCGUGCACCGCUUCUUGGCCGCAGUCCCGGCGGGAGCGGCGCCUGUGGUCCCGGCGUACGUGCCGCCUGCGCAGGUCUACGAGGACGACGAGGACGAGGUCGAGGAGGUCAUGAAGCCCCACAGGGUCUCGACUCAGGGCACCACCUUAUCCACCCUGGGUAUUAUCCUCACCGUGGCACUGGUCGUGACCAUACUGUCCGCGGUGGUAAGCUUCUACGUUUUCGGCCUGGGCACGAAAUCGGUCGCGCGGACGGCCCCCCUCCACGAUUCGGAGACACUAGCGCCGCCAGCGCCGCCAGCCGUGCACUCCACGAAUGCGACGCAGCCGACGACUGCGCCCCAGGCGCUCACCCUUGACGGCGACGGGGAAACGAGCACCGACGAGCAGCCGUCAUCGCCCACGGACACUGCGUGA